CACACUGACACACAGCUCACAGAAAAGCAAUGAAGGGAAGCCUCUGCCACGAGCUCGAGACUGGCCUCCCUGCCGCCGAUGUGUGGGAGGUCUAUGGAAGCCUCCUCCUUGCGCAGCUGAUUCCACAGGUGCUUCCCACCAUUGCCGCCAAUGUUGAGGUUGCAGGAGAUGGCGGGGUCGGAACAAUCUUGCAUGUCACCUUCUGUCCCGGCAUCCCGCUGACAUAUCAAAAGGAAAAGUUCAUCAAGGUCGACCAUGAGAACCUUGUCAAGGAGGCGGUCGUGGUGGAAGGAACCGUCCUGGAUCUGGGAUUUCUGAAGUACCUGAUGCGGUUUGAGAUCGUAGAGAGUGCUGACAAGACUUGCGUGAUAAAGUCAACCCUGGAAUACGAAGUUGCCGACGGUGAUACAAACACCGCAUCCCUCGCCAGCACCGCUACUUUAGCUGGUCUGGCUGAGGCCAUCACAAAUCACCUCAAGGCGCAGAAGAGCGCUGAGAAAACUUCAUAA
Messenger RNA from Lolium rigidum, 509 nucleotides. RefSeq names its product norbelladine synthase-like. Bases 30 to 509 code for a protein of 159 amino acids. NCBI's taxonomy places the organism in Eukaryota, Viridiplantae, Streptophyta, Magnoliopsida, Poales, Poaceae. The record is from RefSeq and is a predicted model, not a curated record. The transcript has 2 exons. Gene Ontology annotation, biological process: defense response; abscisic acid-activated signaling pathway. Gene Ontology annotation, cellular component: cytoplasm; nucleus. Gene Ontology annotation, molecular function: protein phosphatase inhibitor activity; abscisic acid binding; signaling receptor activity.